Molecule: messenger RNA, 1428 nt
Organism: Mesorhabditis belari
Lineage: Eukaryota; Metazoa; Nematoda; Chromadorea; Rhabditida; Rhabditidae
Source: the annotation of a GenBank genome assembly
AUGGAAAUUGUUGGUAAUGAUUGGGAAAGUAUUCGGAAUACAACAUUUGAAUCAAUUCAUGGAUAUCUUGAAGAACAUUCUUCACUCACUUCCCCAUCAACGACAAUGGAAAAAGAGGAAUGCUUUGUGUUUUAUGAGAAAAGUCCAGACCUUUCCAAUACAAUCUUUGCCAUGGUUUUCUUUGCCUCUGUCUAUGUAACGAUUUUUGUGCUCGGAAUUGCUGGCAACUUCUCGAUAAUCUUUGUCACGUUGAAGUACAAGAAUUUACAGACUGUUCAAAAUAUGUUCAUCUUGAAUCUGGCAGCAAGUGACAUCAUGAUUUGUCUUCUUUCACUGCCAAUCACUCCAGUCACCAAUAUCUAUAAGAAUUGGUAUUUCGGGGCGAUGAUGUGUCGGUUGAUACCAUGGGUGCAAGGUGUCUCCAUUUUCAUCUGCACUUUCUCACUUGGCGCCAUUGCCGUUGAUCGAUACAUUCUUGUGGUUCGACCCCAUUCUCCACCGAUUACGAAAAGGGGAGCAUUGAUUUUGACGGCGAUUCUCUGGAGUGUUUCCAUUGUUGUCACUUUCCCAUAUGCAUAUUACAUGACCGAAGAGUCGUAUGAGGAUGAAAAUAUAUGCGGGAAAUUCUGCACAGAGAAAUGGCCGAACGCUUUCACGAGAAGAGCCUACACUCUCGUUGUGAUGAUAGCUCAAUUUGUUCUCCCUUUCCUGUUGAUGGCCUUUUGCUAUACAUCGAUUUUCGCCCGUCUCAAGACAAGAACAAAGGUCCGUUUACGGAAAAUGGACGCCCGAUCAACUGCCUUAGAAGCAAGCACAAUCAAUCAUGAUCACGAAAAGCAACCUGAUCAAAAAUUCUUCUUGGAUCAACAAGGCAAAGAUCGACAACGAUUAUUGGAUCAAACAAGAAGAACAACGAAUAUUUUGGUGGCUAUGGUUGUAAUGUUUGGAAUGACUUGGUUACCGCACAAUGUGAUAUCCCUUGUGAUUGAGUAUGAUGAUAAUCAAAGUUUCUUUCAUCUUUUCGGACGGGAAGAUCUCGAUUUCUCUUAUUUGUUAAAUCUUUUUACUCACAGCUUUGCUAUGACUAACAAUGUGACAAAUCCAGUACUUUACGCUUGGUUGAAUCCGAAAUUUCGUGAAUAUGUGAUUAGAACAUUCAUUGGAAGAUCUAGAGAUGGAAGUUCAAGAGUCAUCUCUCAACCAACCACAAAGUCGUUUGUUUCAAAUGGGAACGGCAAUGUGGCCAUGGCUGCUGCACCAAGGAAAAGAAUUUCAACUUUCACUGGUUUCGCCGCAAAGAACUCGGUCCUAAAAAAGCUCAAGCGGGAGAAGAGACGCUCAAUGCCGGAGAACGGGCACAAGCCGAUUCUCAACAGCACACCGAUUCCCUAUGAAGUGGUGGAGCCGAGUGAGCACGAUGCCUUCGUC